GAAAAACACAUGGGAGCAACUGUAAUGAUUCAUUACAAUGCAAAGAUGAUUUUCAAUGCCAGGGAAGCAUCUGCCAAUGUAAAGAUCCCACAAAUACAUUCUGGAAUGGCGAAAUUUGUGCCACAAGAAAAACAUACGGGAGCAACUGUAAUGAUUCAUUACAAUGCAAAGAUGAUUUACAAUGCCAGGGUAGCAUCUGCCAAUGUAAAGAUCCCACAAAUACAUUCUGGAAUGGCGAAAUUUGUGCCACAAGAAAAACACAUGGAAGCAACUGUAAUAAUUCAUCACAAUGCAAAGAUGGUUUUCAAUGCCUGGGUAGCAUCUGCCAAUGUAAAGAUCCCACGAAUACAUUCUGGAAUGGCGAAAUUUGUGCCACAACCCCAGCCCGGGGUUGAACUCUCGACCUACGGAAUCCUAACAGAACAGAAACAGCGCGUUAGACUGCUGGGCUAUCUAGAACCACUCAUCUACCAGUGCAGAAACUUAACUGUUCAGACAACGGCACAUGAAACAAAUAUUAAUGUGUCUUCUGUUGGGAGAAAAGACGCCAGUCAUUUCAUUAUCACUUCAAAUGGAAAUGACGUCAUCUAUAAGCACCGAAUUGUGGAUAUUUUAGAAUUAAAAAAUCUGACGUCAUCAACGGCAUAUCAGUUAAUGUUAUAUGCAGCAGUAAAUUUUUCACAGGGAUUUGAACUAAGUAGUAAUAAUUGCCAUUUCAAUGUUACUACGUAUCCUGUUUUGAACUGCACGGCUUUCAAGGUUGUCUUGAUUAAUGAAAGUUACAAACUCGAAUAUCCGGAGCAGUACCAUGCCCGACUAAACAGGAUCUUUGUGACAUGGUCUUCCAAUAUAAAGAAUAAAUCUUUUCCUUUAGAUAGAAAUAUAAUGAAUCUUACACUAAAGCCGGGAAUAACGUAUGAUUUCUCAGUCAUAGCAGAAGGAGUUUCUAAUCUUUGGACAAAUGAACCCUGUAAAUUCAGUAAAACAAUUGAAAUAGAAACUCCAAGAUGCAGUGAUUCUCUGGUUAAAGACGUUACAAAUGAUUCAGUGAUUUUAAACAUGACAAGUUGUAUAUCAAGAGGCAUUACUACAUUUCAAGUAGAUCUGGGUGAAACCCCUAUGAUUGAAAAUAGACAGGCUAUGCUUGUUAAUAGAACUGCUCAAAACAUAACAAUAGAUAAACUAAGGCCUGGAAUGACAUAUGACAUCACGAUUGCAGCGUUUGCGAAGGAAGCGUUGAAAUUUUCAAAAAAGUUUAAGCAAACAAUUUAUACAA
Molecule: messenger RNA, 1276 nt
Organism: Saccostrea cuccullata (small rock oyster)
Lineage: Eukaryota; Metazoa; Mollusca; Bivalvia; Ostreida; Ostreidae
Exons: 7
Molecular function (GO): protein binding
Source: RefSeq, a predicted model, not a curated record